AAUGUCAAUUAUCAGAUACCUGUUGCAUUUAAGCGUCAAUUUAUUAAACUCUUCAUGUUUUCCAGCCAUAAACAUUUAAAACGCAAAACACCGGAAGGCGGUAUUGAUAGGCGUGCUUUUAUUGGGCAUCUGGUUGACGAGUAUUACACAUCAACCAACGUUGAGGCCUUAGAACAAGUCACCGCUAAUUUGGCCAAUUUUGCCUACGAUCCCAUUAAUUGGCCACAUUUGCAUGCCGCCGAUGCAUUAGAUGUCUUUGUAGCAUCCUUGGACACCCAAAACCCAAAUUUGCAGUUGCACGCAGUGGCGGCAUUGUGUAAUUUCUGCUUAGAUACACAAGCUGCUCGCUUUAUACUAGAAAAUAUCGCUAUAAUCAGAAGCUUAUUUCUACGAACAGAGCACACGGAAAUUGUACUGCAUUCCUUGGCACUUCACUAUCAACUACUCAGUGCUGAAUUGACCACAAAACAAGAGCUCAUUACUCCAGACUUGCUGCAGCGCGUGCAGCAUUGGCGUCAGGAAUCAAAAGACGCCCGCAUUCUGAGCAGUCAAGCGAAACUGCAGAAGGUCGAAGUGAUAAAACGCUUUACGCAGCAGGAUCUUGAGACAUUUUCUCAAUUUACCGGUGACUUUAACCACAUUCACACCACCCAGUUGCCGGUGUCGGAACGUCGAGUGCACGGCGCUUUAUUAAACGCUGUAGUAGCUGGAAUAAUUGGCACAAAGCUUCCGGGACCUGGAACUGUUGUGCUGGAACAGCAUUUCAAAUUCCUCAAACCUUGCCGCCUUGAAACGGACACCGUGAUUACAGUGCGCCUACUGAAGGCUCGCAAGAUAUCCAGCGUGGAGUACGAGUGUCGACAACACGAUGAUGUUGUGUUUGCAGGCACUGCCAAAUUAUUAACGAAAAUAUAGUUACGUUUAUAUU
Molecule: messenger RNA, 928 nt
Organism: Drosophila albomicans
Lineage: Eukaryota; Metazoa; Arthropoda; Insecta; Diptera; Drosophilidae
Exons: 4
Coding region: 55-915 (286 amino acids)
Source: RefSeq, a predicted model, not a curated record